GCCCAAUACAUAUCUAGAGCUUAUAUUUACGGAUCGCGAUUAGCUACGUCUUACUUAUGUCGCCCUACAACCGAAGAGAUGAAGAGGGAAUUGACGUGACCAAUGAGUCCUAUCCAGAAAAUCUACAACUGGGGCAGUACAAUGCAACGUCGACCGAGUCGAACCAGGAGUCUGCCUACAGGUUAGGAGAAGAAUUAAGAUAUAAUUCCUACUAUGAUAUUAGCUACAGGAACCGAAAUGCGGGCUCUAGUAAUAGGAAUUCGGCAUACGAUAGCCUCCUGAUGGAGCCGAUAAAUGACCCGGGAGCAGAAGCACUAGAAGGCAAUGAAAAGAAAUCUGUUGUCAGAGGUCCUCGACGGCGACUGUUUAGGAGCUGGGUGUGGGAAAUCGGCGCAUGCUUUCUUAGCCUCGCUAGUAUUGCAUCCGUGAUAGCUGUCCUAUCCGUCGAGAACCACAAACCCCUGGAUCAGUGGGCUUGGAGCAUAGGCCCGACAGCUGUAGUGUCCUUCAUCGCAGCAAUCGCUAAAUCCACCAUGUUAGUCGCUACAGUCGAGGUUCUUAGCCAACUCAAGUGGCAGCAUUUUCAUGGUCAGACACAUCCCCUGAUUGACCUUGAGAUCUUCGACGGGGCUAGUCGAGGACCAUUCGGAGCUGUCCAGCUCUUGUGGAAGAAAAAUAUUCGGACGCUGCUGGCAUCCUUGGCUGCAAUCGUUGUCAUCGUGUCAAUGCUCGUCGAUCCAUUCGUACAAUUGGUUUUUGAAUUUCCUGCUCUUUCCCUGCCGGUUUCAACUGCCAGCGCGUUAUUAAAUCAAACGCAAGUAUACGAUCCGAAUGGGUAUAUUAUAGACGCCCAUCUUACGGGGACUACGGCUUCGGCUGUCGACGCACAGAUGCAAGCAGCAAUUAUCAAGGCAGUUUCUGAACAGCCACAACCGCCCGCAGCUGCCUGCAGCACUGGAAACUGUACUUGGCCUCCUAUUACCACGCUUGGAGUCUGCGCCGACUGUACAGAUGUCACGCGACAAGUCAAUAUAAGUUGCCCGGGUCCCACAUCAGCAAAUCAUGGGCAGUAUCAAUGUGACUAUGGUAUGCCGUCGGGACGUAAUAUAUCUGGCUUUAUGUUCCGUGCCGGUGCUUCUGGAGAUGUUUUCCCUACGAGGUGGAAUUCUUCUGCCGUUUCGCAUGGCAAUACUCCCGGGGGUGCAGGCUCAGACGCGCUCUUGGCCUACAUAGAAGCUGUGCAACUCAAAGCAGCAUUUAAUUAUGACACCGACAUGUCAUCGAUGCUUCGGCAGCCAACUGCUUGGACAUGUACCUUCGCCCUUUGUGCUAAGACUUACGACAGUCUAAGCAUGACGAAUGGAAAAAUGAGCAUCACAACACCAACCGAAGACCCUAUGGUUCUCACCGGUAAUAUUACUAAUGGAACUACACCUAUAGGGGGAGGGCUUUCCGGCCUGUCUUUUUACCGAGGUCUAAAGGUUAACUCUAGCUCAUCUUCGGAAGAAACGUACCGUAUCAACCAAGCAGACUAUGCGAAUCUGGCAAACUACCUCACCGAGCUCUUUUCUACAGGAUGGGGCGAAAGAGGGUUUGGGGCAUCGAAUCGCGUACAACAGUCAACUGCACCGAACCUGGGAUGGGGGCUCUCAGAAGCUGAUGACCUUUCGCGGACAGUCCGAAGCAUUGCUGAAGGUAUGACAGAAAUUAUGCGAAACAGCCGCAACAGCACGCCGAUAGCAGGGGAGGCCCUCCGUACUCAGAUCUACAUCGAAGUCCAGUGGGGAUGGAUUGCAUUACCUCUUACUCUCAUCGUACUAAGUCUUUUCCUCCUCGUGGUCAUGAUUGUAAGAACCCACAGGAGCGACUUGCCCGUCUGGAAGAGCUCUAGCAUAGCGCUACUUUCUCACGAGGUGAAUGGCUGGGCUCCUGGGGGUGGGGUUAUAAGAGAAACUUCGACUCUGCAAAAGGAGGCAAGAGAUAUAUCAGUCAUGCUGCCAAGCGACUCGCAAGACAUGAGAUACGAUCCAGAAAUAUUACAAGUAAUAGCUAUGGCACAAAAACGAACUAUUCUAAUUACCGGCUGCUCCGAUGGUAGUUUGGGCUCAGCGCUCGCUCUCGCCUUUCACAAGAUCGGAUGGCGCGUUUUCGCAUCGGCUCGCAACCCAUCUAAACUAAAAGAAGCCGAAUUCGCUGGCAUCGAGACCAUACAACUCGAUGUUCUGUCUGAAAAGUCCAUCGCGGAUGGCGUUACCAAAGUCAAAGAGCUCACCGGUGGCUCGCUCGAUGCUGUCCUCAACAAUGCUGGUGCCGGGUAUUCUCUACCCCUGAUGGAUAUCGAUAUUGGGAAAGCUCAAGAGCUAUUCGACUUAAACGUCUUCUCAAUAAUCAGAAUGACACGUGCUUUUCUUCCGCUUCUCAUCGAGUCGGGCAGCAUGGUAGUCAAUAACACAUCAGCUGUGUCGGUGCCAGCCGGCGCCGUUCCCUUCCAAGGCGCCUACAAUGCAUCCAAGGCCGCCGCCGCAAACCUUACUGAAGUCAUGCGGCUGGAGCUGGCGCCUUUCGGAGUCAAGGUGAUCAACCUUGUGACCGGCUCUGUGCAGUCGACCUUCUUCGACAAUGCGCCCACUGCUAUUCUACCUCCUACCUCGUUAUACAACAUAGCCAAGGAGGCCAUUGAGAAGGCCAUGGGAUACGACACCUCUACUAAGAGUUUCGGCGAUCCUAACCAGUGGGCAAACCAGGUUGCUAAUGAUGUUAGCCGGCCUCAUCCGCCUCAUUGGGUAUGGCGUGGUCAAUACACGUUACAAGUGCGAAUUGCCUCGCUCCUCCCCAUUGGAUACUUCGAUAGCUUCAAGAAGAAAUUGGCGGGAUUGGAUGUGCUAGAGCGUAAAAUUCAAGAACAAGGAGGAGCGAGCAAGGUCAAGACAUCUUGA
Messenger RNA from Daldinia decipiens, 2936 nucleotides. RefSeq lists its product as uncharacterized. The transcript is spliced from 3 exons. The record is from RefSeq and is a predicted model, not a curated record. NCBI's taxonomy places the organism in Eukaryota, Fungi, Ascomycota, Sordariomycetes, Xylariales, Hypoxylaceae. Gene Ontology annotation, molecular function: oxidoreductase activity. The coding region runs from base 57 to 2936 and encodes 959 amino acids.